Molecule: messenger RNA, 2444 nt
Organism: Dermacentor andersoni
Lineage: Eukaryota; Metazoa; Arthropoda; Arachnida; Ixodida; Ixodidae
Product: solute carrier family 22 member 13-like
Biological process (GO): transmembrane transport
Cellular component (GO): membrane
Molecular function (GO): transmembrane transporter activity
Source: RefSeq, a predicted model, not a curated record
AUGGCACAGAAGCCCUCAGCGUCCCCGGUGGCGUCGUCCAUGAAAAGCGGAGGCAACUGGAACAACGCUUUGGAUCCCACCUCGACGGCCCGCACGCUGGGCAGCGGCUCGCUCUUCGUCGCCACCGACGCGGACCGCGAGGAGGUGCAGCAGGGCGCCAACGUUAUCGGGCACGGUGACUUCCAGAGGAUCAUCCUCGGUUUCACCAUCGUGGCGCAAAUGGUGCUACUCUGCCACAGCAACGUCCUAGCGCUCAUCACGGACCCGGUUGACCACUGGUGCAGGCCGCCGCCCGAGCUCUCUGGGAUGUCGGUCGCCCGCUGGAAGAACGUCGGCAUCCCUGCCGACGAAGUGGGCCGCUUCAGCCAGUGCCGAGUGUACGUGCGACCCGGCGCCACCCCCAACGACACGGAGACGGUCCCGUGUGACUCCUGGGACUACGACGAAGUCGAGGCGCACAGGAGUGCCCGCAGCUACUGGAACCUCGUUUGCCAUCGCAGCUGGCUCCUGUCCCUGGGCAACGGUGUCUUCAUGAGUGGUGCGCUCAUAGUGGUCCCGUUCAUGGGCUACCUGGCCGACACCGAGGGUCGCAAGCCAGUCAUCAUCGUCGCCUCGUUCGUGCUCAUGACGACAGCUAUCGCCAGCUGCUUCGCCGAGGCUUUUCCCCUCUACCUGGCGCUCAUAUUCGUCAACUCGGCCUGCGCCAGCACCGUUCACAUCAUCACGGUGAUCCUGAUGUUCGAGGUGGCGCCGCUCCGGUACCGUACCUUCUACAUGGGUCUCGGCAGCUCACUGGGUGUCCUGUUCGUCGAGAUGCUGUUCGUCUUCGUCACCGCCGUCCGCAUCGGCUGGUUCCCGCUCCAGUUGCUCGUCGUGGCACCCACCCUGCUGCUCCUCUCGGCCACGUUCGCCGUGCACGAGUCGCCCAUGUGGCUGCUCUCAAUGUCCAGGCUGAAAGAGGCCGAGGAAGUCAUCUACACCGCCGCCAAGGUGAACGGCGUGUCCCGCAUCCGUGCCAAGCGGGCCUUCGACCAGAUCAAGUGCGAGAUGAACAAGGCGAGCGUGCCGUACUCGCCGGUGGCGCCCAAUGCGCUGCUGGUCCCCGGCUCGCUGCGGGGCCGGGCCGCCGCGGUCUUCGUCACCACGUUCACCGCCAUGCUGGCCUACUACUCGCUCACCUGGAGCCACAGGCUCGGCGGGAGCAGCAAUCUGGUUGUGCACGUCAUCUCUGUGGCCGCCCUGGCACCCACCUACCUGGCCAUGUACCUGGCCCUCAACACCCUUGGACGCCUCCAGUUGAUGCUCGUGCUCUUCACGCUCCUCGGUGGAGUUUCCGGACUUUACGGCAUCGCCACGUACGCCGAGCCCCACGAGGUCGCCUACGCGCUCGCCAUCGCGGCCAAGUGCCUGGCGAGCGCUCUGAUUCCCACCAACUACCUGUACAUGGCCGAGCUGUUCCCCUCGUCAGUGCGCAGCGCGGUCAUGUGUGGCGCCUACACGUGCGGCCGCGUCGGCGCCGUGUUCGCCUCGCUGCUCUCUCUUCUGCAGGAGGUCGACCGGGAGGACGCCGGCUUCGCAGUCCUGGCGGUAUCGGUAUUCGGAGGCCUGCUGGUGCUCCUCAGCUUACCCGAGACGACUGUCAGAGGCGCUACCGACGUGGCCGUCACCAACAUGGACGGCAAGCGCAGGGACCUCCUGGACGUCAUGCAGACUACGCUGGUGCCGAAGCGAAAGAAGAGGAGGAGGGGCAGACCUAUGAGCUCCGCGCUAGCAGUGCUUCCGGUCAAGCAGGCGCUCAGCUCGCCCAAGUGGUCUUUCCCGCGCUGAAAACACUGCCGCUUGUGCAGGCGGGCUUUGCGAUGUCCUAGGACGCAUGCAGAUUUGAAUGGGCGUAGUCGCACGACAUAAAAGGGUGACUAGGAAGGGGGUAGAGGGACAAGGGGCAUUUGUUUACUGACUUUUUUUUUCUUUCGUCCGGUUGUCUACGCGAAGUUCAUUGAACAAUUUUUAAUUUCGUUACAUUGUGUAUGAAGAUCACUGACGUGCUUUCAUCUUCGCUGCGCCUCGCGUAUAAGCUUUAUGGGGCCUUCGAUGCGUGUAUCUGCGAACAACUCCGAGUUUAAAGCAACACUACAAUGUUGGAGCUUCCCUGUGGACUCAAGGUCGCCAUGCUGUGUUUUAGCCUUUUCUUUUCCGAUCGCGAGAUUUAUCCUCGUGAAGCUAAAUAGCUGCUUGUAGAGGAUCUGUAGGCAAACGACAGAGGCGUGGAACUGCACACCUCACGAAUUGUGUUUUCCAACGAGAAGUGUACGUGUGCGUAUACGUGUAUGUAUGUGCGUGGGAGAGACUGUGAACCUGGCGCGCGAGAUCAGCGUGGUAGCAACUAUGACAUGCUGUGGCCUCUUCGCGUUUUUAUUUUUCGUAAAUAUAUGCGGCGUCAAUGA